UCUUCAACCCCUUCCCGGCUUCCCCCUCUCUUACCGGUUUCCAUCUCAAUUCCCGGUGCCCCGAAUUGUCUAUGCCGGGGAGUCAUCUUCGUCUUAUUCCUCGUCGCACCCUUCCAUGGCUGCUGCUUAGCCGUCACUUUCACCGAUAUUAUCUCUGUUUUUCUUCGUUUCCAUCGAGAUUCCUCCCUGUUUAUGGUUUCUCGUACUGAUCUCGUGUUUAUCUGGGGAGGGGAGGUCCUUUCGGCUGGUGGAUUUGGGACGCCUUCCUUUUUUUGAACACGCGAAAUGGCGGCGCCGAGGCCGGCCGGCGGCGAGGAUCUGUUCGAUGCGUAUUUCAGGAGGGCGGAUUUGGAUGGUGAUGGUCACAUCAGUGGAGCUGAGGCUGUUGCUUUCUUUCAGGGGUCGAAUUUGCCCAAACACGUCCUUGCUCAGGUAUGGGCAUAUGCAGAUUCGAAGAAAGCUGGUUACCUUGGUCGAGCUGAGUUUUAUAAUGCUCUAAAAUUGGUAACGGUGGCACAAAGUAAACGGGAGUUAACCCCUGAGAUAAUAAAGGCAGCGCUCUAUAGUCCUGCUUCAGCCAAUAUUCCUGCUCCCAAAAUAAAUCUUGCUGCAACACCUUCCCCACAGCCUAGGGCAGGUAUGCCUGUUGCACAGGCUACUGGCAUUGCAUCACUGCCAUCUACAACUGCUGGGAUGAGAGGGACACAAGUUGGUGGAAAUAUAAGCACUAAUAACCAACAAGUAGCCUUAGGCCAGCAGUUUGGGGGACCACCACAAACCACUAGUCAUGCUGCACCUUCCCAGCCACAGCAAAACUUUCGAAGCCAAGGUGUGCCAACAGUAGGGACUGAUGUGCCUCGUCCUGUAAAUCAGUCUGUGCCAUCUGAUUGGCUGAGUGGAAGGACUGGUAACCCUUCGGUGCAAGUGAAUUUGCAAGUCCCUUUGAGUCAGAAUGCAUAUGGUUUAACGCCACCUAAUUCAACAACUGGCCUUCAACCAAGACCAAAUACGACAUCUGGGGCUAGGAUAACCAAACCCCGGGAAUUAGUUGUCUUGCACAAUUCCCAUGGUUCAUCUGCACCUCCAGUUGCUCAUGGUUCAGGUACUCCAUCCAAUCAAUCAGUAGUCAAGGAUCCCAAGGAGCUUGCUGGAAACACAGUUGCAUCUGAUUCGUUAUUUGGAGAUGUAUUUUCAGUUUCUGCCUCACAGCCAAAUCAGCAGUCUAAUGUGGCCACAUCUGUUGCCACUGGGACUGUUGUGGCUUCUCAUGGUGGUGCACGACCUGUCGUUAGACAAAAUUCAGUUCAACCACAGGGUUCACUGGGUCAGCAGGCUGUUGGUGUUCAGCAUCAAUAUACUGGGAAACCAGGGCAUCAAUUUUCUCCCUCUGGUGCAGCUUCUGGUCCUUUGAGCUCUCCUGUUGGAACUGGAAAUUCAGCUCCCAGCCAUUUGUCUCAGCCCCACGCCUCUUGGCCUAAGAUGAUGCCAGCUGAUGUCCAAAAAUAUGCGAAGGUGUUUGUGCAAGUUGACACUGAUAGAGAUGGUAAAAUCACUGGGCACCAGGCACGGAAUCUUUUCUUAAGUUGGAAGCUCCCACGAGAGAUCUUGAAGCAGAUAUGGGAUUUGUCUGAUCAAGAUAAUGAUAGCAUGCUCUCCUUGAGGGAGUUUUGUAUUGCGGUCUAUCUUAUGGAGCGUUAUAGGGAGAGUCGCCCCCUUCCGCCUGUAUUUCCCAGUACUAUAAUAGCUAGCGAGAGUAUGUUUUCUGCUCCUGGUCAACCUGUGGCCUCACACGGCAAUGCACCAUGGGGAGCUGCUCGUGGUUUCCAACAGCAACAAGUUCCUGGGACGGCGAGGCCACCACCUGUUCCCAAAGGAAAACCACCGAGGCCCACUCUUGGUUCUCAAAGUGAUGGAACUGCUGAGCCCACUCAGCCAAAGCGUAAAAUUCCUGUGUUGGAAAAACAUCUGGUCGAUCAGCUUAGCAAAGAGGAGCAGGAUUCACUUAACUCAAAGUUUGAAGAGGCAACCACUGUUGAGAAAAAGGUUGAAGAACUUGAAAAAGAACUAGCGGACUCAAAACAGAAAAUUGAGUUCUUCCAUGCUAAGAUGCAGGAACUUGUUUUGUACAAGAGCAGAUGUGACAAUCGGUUCAAUGAGAUUACAGAAAGGGUGUCUGCUGAUAACCGAGAGCUUGAAACUUUAGCAAAGAAAUACGAAGAGAAGUACAAGCAAUCUGGCAAUGUUGGCUCAAAGUUAACUAUUGAAGAGGCCACAUUCCGUGAUGUACAGGAGAUAAAAAUGGAACUGUACCAUGCAAUUGUCAAAUUCGAGGAAGGCAAACUUGAAGAUGGUGUUAUUAAAGAGCGUACUGAGCACAUUCAAUCAGGUCUUGAGGAACUGGUAAAAACUUUGAAUGAACGUUGCAAACAAUAUGGACUGCGUGGAAAACCCACUUCCCUGGUUGAACUUCCUUUCGGUUGGCAACCUGGGAUUCAAGAAGAUGCUGCUGAUUGGGAUGAAGAUUGGGAUAAGCUGGAGGAGGAAGGGUAUGCCGUUGUCAAGGAGCUCACUCUUGAUGUCCAAAAUGUCGUAGCCCCACCAAAGGAAAAAACUCCAAUCCAUAAAAAAGAAACGACUGUGUCACCAAAGGAAGGUUCAGAUGCAUCACCAUCAAAUGAUGAUGACUCUAAAGCUGAGAAGAUUCUGAAAGAUGCUGCUGAAAAGGAAUCGUCGACCGAGCUGUCGGAUGCUAAGACACCCGAAAGCGGCGACCGAGACAAAAACGGAUUCCACAACGAAUCUGCUAUUACAAAGGGUAUCAAAGCUGAUGAUAGUUCACCUCACUCAAAAUACACAAAGAGUGAUCAUGAUGAUCGUGAUUCUCCUGCUUCUUCUACUGGUAAAGCCAUUGAAGGUUACUAUGAUGCAGAUUCAGUUUCAAGCUUCAAAAUCAACAAUGGAAAGGAAAAGGAUAUCGGUUUUGGUUUUGGAUUCGAUGAUUUCAGCAUAAAGCCGAUAAAAACAGGUUCCGUCAACUCUGGUAACUUGUUCCCCGGAAAAAUAUCUGUAUUUGCUGAUUCUGUCCCAAGCACCCCUGCAGAUUCCGGCCACACUUUUGCUGGAAAACCUUCUGUAUUUGCUGAUUCCAUUCCGAGCACGCCUGCUAAUGCUUCUACCUCGUUCAUGGGCAAGAAAUCGUUCUUUGAUGACUCUGUUCCGAGCACUCCUGCCUCCUAUGCAGGCAAUGUCUUUCCCGAGAAGAAGUCCUCAUUCUUUGAUGAGUCUGUUCCCAGCACCCCAGCCUAUAGCAUGUCGGAUUUCGGUGGGAAGCUAUUCGCUUCGGAGACUCCUCGUUCAGACAACCUUUUCCCAGGAAGAAGUCCCUUCAUGUUCGACUCUGUCCCGAGCACACCCGCCCACAACUCCUCAGCCGAUUACUCGUUCGACAGUUUCUCUCGCUUCGACUCUUUCAACGAUGCCACCUCAUUAUCCCGCACGGACUCAAUGCGCAGCACGAGCGAGCCUGACCCUUUCGCGGUCUCCAGGUUCGAUUCCUUCAACUAUCAAAGAUACGAUUCCUUCAACUCGCAGAGCUUCGAGUCAUCGAGCAAUGCCCACGAGAGCGGCGGAUUCUCUCGGUCCCCGCAAGCUAAGUUGGUGAGAUUCGACUCUAUCCAAAGCACGACAGACUCGGAUUUCAGACACGGGUUCGGGUUCGAUGACACCGACCUGUUCGGGUCGAGCGGACCGUUCAAAUCGACAGCCACAGCGACUGGGGAGACGCCUAGGAGUUCUGAUCAUUGGAAUGCCGUCUAGGGGGGAAAGGUCACACAUUACACGUUCUCAAAUCCCAAUCACAGUUUUAUACGGUUUUUAAGUAUUUUGCUGUUUGCUAACUUCCAUGUUUUAAGGCUUCUUCCUUCUUUUUUUAUUUUUUUAUUUGUUAGUAUAUAAUUAUAUUGUUUCGUAUUUUCGAGUGUUUUGAGUUCAGAGUGUUGCCUCCUUGUAAUCGUUCACUUUCUUCUUUCCAUUUCUCUUUGUCAGGAAAAAAACACUAAGCAGCGAAUACUGUUAUAAUUA
Molecule: messenger RNA, 4080 nt
Organism: Tarenaya hassleriana
Lineage: Eukaryota; Viridiplantae; Streptophyta; Magnoliopsida; Brassicales; Cleomaceae
Product: epidermal growth factor receptor substrate 15-like 1
Exons: 14
Coding region: 286-3816 (1176 amino acids)
Biological process (GO): endocytosis; endosomal transport
Cellular component (GO): plasma membrane; cytoplasm; nucleus
Molecular function (GO): calcium ion binding; protein binding
Source: RefSeq, a predicted model, not a curated record